This is a messenger RNA of Cladophialophora carrionii CBS 160.54, 258 nucleotides long. RefSeq lists its product as uncharacterized. Bases 1 to 258 code for a protein of 85 amino acids. Lineage: Eukaryota; Fungi; Ascomycota; Eurotiomycetes; Chaetothyriales; Herpotrichiellaceae. Gene Ontology annotation, biological process: mitochondrial respiratory chain complex IV assembly. Gene Ontology annotation, cellular component: mitochondrial intermembrane space. Gene Ontology annotation, molecular function: copper chaperone activity; copper ion binding. The transcript is spliced from 3 exons. The record is from RefSeq and is a predicted model, not a curated record.
AUGGGUUGGUUCAGUUCUUCGGCGCCUACGCCGGCGCAGCCUGCUGCCAUCACCCAGCCGUUGACGCCGAACAACCUCGCCGCAGACCUGAAACCCGAGAAGACGGAGAAAGUAAAGCCCUGCUGUGUCUGCAAGGACGAGAAAUCCCGGCGCGACGAGUGUAUGCUCUUCUCCCGAUCGGAUGACCCGCAAGAAGAUUGCAAGAGCCUGGUCUCGCAGUAUAAGGACUGUAUGGCCGGGUAUGGAUUCAAGAUCUGA